AUAGACGGAAGUACACUGAUUUGACUCGCCAUCUUUAUUUAGUGCCACUAAACGUUGUUUCCGAUCCUUCUUCUGUAGCUACCGAAACAAAAUGACAUGUAAGCGCAGAAAUGGUGGACGUGCCAAGCAUGGCCGUGGCCAUGUAAACCCUGUCCGUUGUACCAAUUGUGCAAGAUGUGUACCUAAAGACAAGGCAAUUAAGAAGUUUGUUAUUCGUAACAUUGUUGAAGCUGCUGCUGUCAGAGAUAUAACAGAAGCAAGCUUUUACUCAGCAUACCAACUUCCAAAAUUGUAUGCCAAAUUGCACUACUGUGUUUCUUGUGCUAUUCACUCCAAGGUAGUUCGUAACAGAUCUAAAGCAAAUCGCCGUAUCAGAACGCCUCCAGUUCGUAAUUUCCCAAGGGUAAUUAUUAAAACUGCAUAA
This is a messenger RNA of Habropoda laboriosa, 424 nucleotides long. It is a transcript of the gene RpS26, whose product is annotated as 40S ribosomal protein S26. The record is from RefSeq and is a predicted model, not a curated record. Gene Ontology annotation, biological process: translation. Gene Ontology annotation, cellular component: ribosome; cytosolic small ribosomal subunit. Bases 92 to 424 code for a protein of 110 amino acids. Lineage: Eukaryota; Metazoa; Arthropoda; Insecta; Hymenoptera; Apidae. The transcript has 2 exons. Gene Ontology annotation, molecular function: structural constituent of ribosome; mRNA binding.